Molecule: messenger RNA, 1305 nt
Organism: Torulaspora delbrueckii
Lineage: Eukaryota; Fungi; Ascomycota; Saccharomycetes; Saccharomycetales; Saccharomycetaceae
Gene: VPS4
Product: AAA family ATPase VPS4
Exons: 1
Coding region: 1-1305 (434 amino acids)
Biological process (GO): endosomal transport; vacuole organization
Molecular function (GO): ATP hydrolysis activity; ATP binding
Source: RefSeq, a predicted model, not a curated record
AUGAGCACUGGCGAUUUUUUGACCAAGGGGAUCGAGCUUAUCCAAAAAGCCAUAGAUUUGGACACUGCUACGCAGUAUGAGGAUGCAUACACUGCUUACUAUAACGGAUUGGAUUAUUUGAUGCUGGCAUUGAAGUAUGAAAAGAAUGCAAAGUCGAAAGAAUUGAUCAGAGCCAAGUUUACUGAGUAUUUGAACCGAGCAGAACAAUUAAAACAACACCUUGAAACUGAGGAAGAGAAUAAGAAGAAAGGGAGUGAGGCUAGUAGUACUGAUGGUGGUAGUAAGGGAGGCGCGAAGAAGUUGUCGGACGAUGACAAUUCUGAGGAUAGCAAGAAACUUAGAGGAGCGCUUUCGAGUGCUAUCUUAACCGAGAAGCCCAACGUGAAGUGGGAGGAUAUAGCGGGCCUGGAAGGUGCCAAGGAUGCUUUGAAAGAAGCUGUGAUACUGCCUGUCAAGUUUCCACAUCUUUUCAAGGGUAAUCGUAAACCAACGUCGGGAAUCUUACUCUAUGGACCUCCGGGUACCGGUAAGUCCUACUUGGCCAAGGCUGUUGCUACAGAGGCAAAUUCGACUUUUUUCAGUAUUAGUUCCAGUGAUCUGGUAUCCAAAUGGAUGGGUGAGUCGGAGAGACUUGUCAAACAGUUGUUUGCAAUGGCCCGUGAGAACAAGCCCUCAAUCAUAUUCAUCGAUGAAGUUGAUGCAUUGACAGGACAAAGAGGAGAAGGUGAAAGUGAAGCUAGUAGAAGAAUCAAGACUGAAUUGUUGGUCCAAAUGAACGGUGUGGGGACUGAUUCCGAUGGGGUUUUGGUUCUGGGAGCUACUAAUAUCCCAUGGCAAUUAGAUAGCGCUAUCAGAAGAAGAUUUGAAAAGAGAAUAUACAUUCCCCUUCCUGAUCUUACUGCAAGAACUAAAAUGUUUGAGAUCAACGUCGGUGAGACACCGUGCGCUUUAAACAAGGAGGAUUACAGAACCUUAGGUCAAAUGACUGAUGGCUAUUCGGGAAGUGAUAUUGCAGUUGCAGUGAAAGAUGCACUUAUGCAACCAAUCAGAAAAAUUCAAAUGGCUACACAUUUCAAAGAUAUAUCCGAAGACCCUAAUCAGAAGAAGCUAAUUCCAUGCUCGCCAGGAGACGAAGAUGCUGUGGAGUUGAGUUGGACAGACAUCGAAGCAGACGAGUUGCAAGAACCUGAGUUGACCAUUAAAGAUUUCUUGAAAGCGAUCAAGACCACGAGGCCGACUGUUAAUGAAGAAGAUCUUCGUAAGCAAGAAGAAUUCACUAACGAUUUCGGACAAGAAGGUAAUUGA